UCAUAUACUUCAUCGAUCAGUUCAUCACAAAACAAACUCACACUCUCAUUGUCCAUUCACUUUUGCAGUUUUACGUUUAAUUAGUAGCUUAAUCAAAGUCAGAAUCACAAAGUUAGUUAAUAGUAAUGGCAAUGUCUAUGCAAGUCCAAGCUCUUCUUUCCAAUUCAGUUGGUGCCUUCACUAAUGGCUCCAACGCAUAUCCACUUGGGUUCAAUCCACGAAUGUGUAAACGUGUCAGUUUCGGUGUCAAGUGUAUGGCUGAGGAGAAGGCCGGAGGUGAACCAAAGCUCAACUCCGGUUUACCAAAGCCAAACCCUAGUGUAUCUUCAUCCACGUCGAUCCCAACUCCUAGGCCUCAACCAAAGAAAGUAAGCACAAACUUCACAGACUUGUUCGCAUUUAGUGGCCCUGCACCUGAGAGGAUCAACGGCCGCCUAGCCAUGAUCGGGUUCAUGGCCGCAAUAGCAGUAGAGCUAUCUAACGGCACUGACUUAUUUACUCAAAUAUCCGACGGUGGAUCACAAUGGUUCCUCGGAACAAGCAUCCUUCUUUCGGUAGCAUCAUUGGUGCCGUUACUCCAAGGAAGCCGAGCAGAAGCAAAGACACAAGGGUUAAUGAACGCCAACGCCGAGCUUUGGAAUGGUAGGAUUGCUAUGUUAGGCCUUGUUGCCUUGGCUGUAACCGAGAUUGUUAAAGGCGGAGCUCUUGUUUGAGCUAAUUUAGCUUUUUGAUAAGGGUAGUUAUUAUUGACUUAUUGUAUAUAGGAAACGAAUUAUGUAACAUUUUUUUCCUCAUCUAUCUAUAUAUAUAUUAUACUAAAAUAGAGGAAAUCAAUGUGGUGAUGACAAAUGUCACUCAUUAAUUGACCUCUCUUUUAGAUAUAAAAAAUAAAAAAUUAAAAUACUUGAUUGUAAAUUAUUUUGUUACCUUUUUACCCAAUAAAGAUUUGAUUCUA
Spinacia oleracea (spinach) is the source of this 955-nucleotide messenger RNA. RefSeq names its product early light-induced protein 1, chloroplastic-like. NCBI's taxonomy places the organism in Eukaryota, Viridiplantae, Streptophyta, Magnoliopsida, Caryophyllales, Amaranthaceae. The record is from RefSeq and is a predicted model, not a curated record. The transcript has a single exon. The coding region runs from base 126 to 713 and encodes 195 amino acids.